This is a messenger RNA of Pseudo-nitzschia multistriata, 1266 nucleotides long. Lineage: Eukaryota; Bacillariophyta; Bacillariophyceae; Bacillariales; Bacillariaceae. The record is from the annotation of a GenBank genome assembly.
GAACAGAAUCGUCUUCGUCGGAACUUGUAAGAUCGCAAGCAAGCAACGAAAAGCAGGAACCAGCACCGUCCACAAAUCACCAGAAGCACUCCAAACCACCCCAUGAGAGAACAGGUCGGUGACUUUUACGCCCACCUCGUGGGGGGCACCUCCCCCUCCCAAAUCGACCGAGAGCUGACCUCGAGCACGGCGCUCCUGUCCCGGACCGGAAAGCCCACCGUCAUUCACUUUUACGACGGCGGGUGAGGCGGGUGCCGCCCCUGUGCGGCACAAAUGAAGAAAUGGUCYCUGGCGAUCCCCACGGUCCAGUUUCUCUGCGUCUGCGUGGAAUCCCCCCAGGUAGCCAYCAUGUUCCACCACAUGUUUGGCUUUGACGCCGCCCCCGAUCUAAUCAACUGCUAUAUCCCGUCGAGGCACUACAUGCCGGUCGGCUAUGGCCAGCUGGGGUGUUCUGGCUUUAUUGUGAGCGACGCCGAGGGAAACUUUGUCAGCCGAAAGACCAAGGCCUAUCUCCAGUACGGGGAGGACGCCUUUGGGCACGUCGAGCACAUGCUGGAGGGACUCGUUCCSGACCUCUAUGGAAAGACCGGAACGGRGACGGACGAUGCUCCUUCCUCCGUGGUCAUGGAGCGGGAGGUCGCAAAKAAUGGCGAGAAAAGCCAAAAGGUAAGGAUUGUCCCGUGAGAACUUUGYCUCUUUUGCCAUGGCUUGACCGACGCUAACACAUUUUUCUGGCGUUGGCAGAAGCAAAAGACAGACCCCAAUAAAACGAUGCAGCCCCCCGAAUCCGUCGGUGUGGAGGYCAUGGACGAGGAACACAAGAUCUGCACCGACUCCUUCAACCGCGCAAUGAAGGAUCCCACCGUGGACAACCUGGAGGAGCUCCACGACAUUCUCAAGUCCCACUUUGACCACGAGGAGGAGCUCAUCGAGAAAUACUCGUCCUCCAACGGAGGCUUUUCGGCCCUCAAGUCGCACCGGAUGGACCACCAGCGGAUCCUAGGGAUCGCCACGGCGGAGCUCUCGCGGGUGGCGGCGUCCGSAUCCGCAUCGGAUUGCGGCACCUGUUCYCUGCAGCAGGGAGGCAGGAAGGAAUGACACGAACCGGCGGCGGCACCCACUGGGGCGCCAUCGCCGGCCACCAACAAGAUUGACGCAGGYGUGAUCUACAAGCUCGCCGACGCCUUUCAUGCCCACGCCGAUCAGUUYGAUUCUCUCUACCAGGCCCAGAUUCCCGCGGAUGCGGAAUAAAGAUAUCAAUAAGCG